GACUGCCAGAAUGGUCUCAGCGACUGGCACCAUUUGUGGUCACAUUCCAAGCGCGCUUGGUGCUGUUCGCACCACAACUCUGGCUGUUCGCACAACUCUGGACAUUGGUCGCACCAGAUGUCGCACCACAACUCUGGACAUUGGGUGAAAAAAGUUCACGUCGUUCAAACCUAUGACUGUCAUGCGGGCUUCGACAACUGGUACCACGGCUGGUCAGAUGGCAAGAAGAGUUGGUGCUGUGAAAAGAAGACCAUGGGCUGCCCUGGCAGCUGGCAUCACGGCCACUGGCAUCACAGCCAUCACGCCGUGGUAAUCCACGAGGAGCACGUGGGCCACGGCGGCUACGACUGCCAUGCUGGUGCGAGCAACUGGAUGCAGGGAUGGUCGGGAAAGAAGAAGGAUUGGUGCUGCAGCAAGGGCCACAACCAGUUCUGUGUGAAGUUCCAUUGCCACGCGGAACACGCACACGUGAACGCUUGGUCCAGUGAGCAGCGUGACUUCUGCUGCAGCAACUUCCAGAUGGGCUGCCCCCACACCACCCUGUCACCGCUGGGCUGUGAUGCCAUGUGCGUGGUGAACGGAGAGAGCAGCAGCUGCAAGAGCCGCAUGAAGUGGACACAGCACAACGUUUUCGGCGGCAAGAGCAACGCCUGCAAUCUUGCCUACAGCAAGAUCCAGGUGGAGUGCGACGUUUGCCGUGCAUGCUCCAUCGAGGCAGCUGGCUGCGGAGCUCAAGGACCCGGUAAGGCUGCAUUCGAUUGCCACGCUGCCCUGGGCAACUGGUGCCGCGCCUGGUCUCCUGCAAAGAAGGUCUGGUGCUGCAACGAGAAGCAGAAAGGCUGCCAGUCCCCUGACACCCCACCCAACUGUGAUGCUGGCGCUGGCAAAAUUUGGAAGAAAGUGUUCAUCAGUGGCCACUGGACUUGGGAGGCGCAAAUGGCCGGUGGCGCGGUUUCCGUGCAUAAGCCCUUUUCUUGCCAUGCAGGCCUGCCAAAUUGGAGCGCUGGCUGGUCACCUUCCAAGAAGUCUUGGUGCUGUUCUCACGAGCAGCUCGGCUGCCCCGGCUUCGUCUACCACGGGCCUGGUGCUGGGUCUUUCAAACACGUUGUGGUCACUCACCACUACGUCUCUGGCGGCGGUGCAGCUGGCGGUGCGGCUGGCGGUGCUGCCGGUGGUGCUGCCGGUGGCGGUGGCAGCUGGUCGUCAUCGUCCAGUGGCAGCUGGCACUCUGGUGGACAUGUGGUGGUUCAUCACCAUCAUCACGUGGUUCACUAG
Cladocopium goreaui is the source of this 1275-nucleotide messenger RNA. The record is from the annotation of a GenBank genome assembly. NCBI's taxonomy places the organism in Eukaryota, Dinophyceae, Suessiales, Symbiodiniaceae.